AGGAGUGUCUCUAGUCAAGAGGCUGCAGUACAAGGUGGAACAAGUCCAGGAACACACAAAAGUAGCAUUCAAACUUCCCUGAGACUUGAGGACACCGGGUUCUCCAAGCAAUGUCUUCCUUAAUGGGGUCUUACUCCUCCUGGUCUGAAGGAGGCUUGGACUGCUCUUCCAUGGAUGGUGAGGUCUCAGAUGGACUAUCUCCUCACAGGACAAGCAGGGACAAAGGCUCUGAGACUCGCAUCAGGAGACCCAUGAAUGCCUUCAUGGUCUGGGCUAAGGAUGAGAGGAAGAGACUGGCAGUCCAGAACCCUGACCUUCACAAUGCUGAGCUCAGCAAGAUGCUUGGAAAAUCCUGGAAAGCCCUGUCCCCAUCCCAGAAGAGGCCCUAUGUGGAGGAGGCUGAGAGGCUGAGGGUGCAGCACAUGCAGGAUUAUCCAAACUACAAGUACAGACCACGCAGGAAGAAACAAAUCAAAAGGAUUUGUAAAAGGAUGGACCCUGGCUUUCUUCUCAACAGCCUCUCCAGGGACCAGAACACCCUUCCAGACACCAGGAGCUGCAGGGCUGCAGUAGACAAAGAGGACAAUGCUGGGUACCCUCCUGCUGUUGCUCUGACUGACAUCAGAAGUUACAGAGAAUCUCAAGGCAAUGCCAGCAAACAUGACCAAAGCUACCCCUAUGGACUUCCAACUCCACCUGAGAUGUCCCCUCUGGAAGCUAUUGACCAUGAGCAAAGUUUUUACCCAUGCCCCGAAGACUCUCAUAACUCCCACCUCAAUGGGACCACCUAUCCCCACGAAUACACAAGAAGCCCAAUUUUGUGUGGACAUCUCAACCAGAUGCCCAUUACCCAGAGUGGUCCUUCAAUGAUGCCACCGGUGUCUAAUUGCCCACCAGCAUAUUUCAGCUCCAGUUAUCACCUUGUCCAUCCCAGUUACCAUGCUCACCUUGGUCAGCUCUCCCCUCCACCCGAACACCCUCACUAUGACACAAUUGACCAGAUAAGUCAAGCGGAACUUCUGGGAGACAUGGAUAGGAACGAGUUUGAUCAGUAUUUAAAUACCUCUGUCCAUGAGGCCAGUGAAAUGACAGUAAAUGGUCACAUCCAGGUGUCUCAAGCCCCAGACCUUCACCCACCUGAAACCAGUUUAAUUUCUGUCCUAGCUGAUGCCACUGCGACUUACUACAACAGCUACAGUGUCUCCUAGGACCUCCUGGAGACUGGAAUGGGACAGACCAAGCAGUAUUAUUGGGCAUCACUACUAUACCAAGCUAGGGACACUCCUCAGGGUUCACACAUGGGAUUCAUACUGUCUCAUCAGUAAAGAGAAUGUCUCUUUUUUUUCCAUUUGAGAAAAAAUAGCUGAAGUUAAACCCUUUUAUUGGGCAACAAAGAA
Spea bombifrons (plains spadefoot toad) is the source of this 1397-nucleotide messenger RNA. It is a transcript of the gene SOX7, whose product is annotated as SRY-box transcription factor 7. Bases 111 to 1208 code for a protein of 365 amino acids. The transcript has 2 exons. Gene Ontology annotation, molecular function: RNA polymerase II cis-regulatory region sequence-specific DNA binding; DNA-binding transcription factor activity, RNA polymerase II-specific. Gene Ontology annotation, biological process: anatomical structure morphogenesis; cell differentiation; regulation of DNA-templated transcription. NCBI's taxonomy places the organism in Eukaryota, Metazoa, Chordata, Amphibia, Anura, Pelobatidae. The record is from RefSeq and is a predicted model, not a curated record.